UAUUUGUCCAACUUUAAAGCCAUCGCAGCAGCCUUUAAACACAAAUUCAUUGUUGUUAGAGCAGCAUCUAUUCAUCCAAUUUUAAGUUAUCGAAACAGCCUCUACACACACGAAUUCAUGACUGUCACAAUAGCAUGAUUAGCAUCUAUUCAUUCAAUUUAAGCCAUCAAAACAGUGUAUACACACACAAAUUCAUAAGAAAUUCAAACAAAAUUUUCACAUUCAUUCAAUACCUCCACUGGCCAGCCCUAGAUACAAGUUUUACCCGAUAUUUUUCUCAAUAAUCUUGAGAAUUUUACUCUAUUUAGUACUUAAGUUUUUUUAUACAAGAGGUCUCGAACCUGUAAAAAAACAUCCAUGCUUAGGCCUAGACAAGGGAAUGGAUUCCGUCAAGACAGACAUGAAAGUUUAACCUCAAAAGGCUAAAACUUGUCAUAAUCUGGUAACUUUAUCCUUCCUUAAAUAGCAAAAGAUUGUCUCAGAAUCAAGAAACCCACAAGAAAAUCCGAAAGAUAGAAUGUCUUCUAACUGUUAUUCAAUUCAAACUAUAGUUAACCACUUAAAGCACUGCAGCAAGCUGAAACAGCUACAAUCCAUGUAUGCUGUCAUGGUCAAAACCAAUACAAACCAAGAUUGUUACUUAAUGAAUCAAUUUAUAUCAGCUCUUUCUACUUUUAACCGUAUGGAUUAUGCAGUUUUAGCCUAUACCCAGAUGGAAAUUCCUAAUGUUUUUGUGUAUAAUGCAAUGAUUAAAGGGUUUGUUCAAAGCUAUCAACCAGUUCAGGCUCUUGAAUUGUACGUUCAAAUGCUAAGAGCUAAUGUUUCUCCUACAAGUUAUACAUUUCCUUCGUUGAUAAAAGCUUGUGGCUUGGUAUCACAGUUGAGGUUUGCAGAAGCUGUUCAUGGUCAUGUUUGGAGAAAUGGGUUUGAUUCACACGUGUUUGUUCAAACUUCUUUGGUUGAUUUUUACUCAAGUAUGGGUAGAAUUGAAGAAUCUGUAAGGGUGUUUGAUGAAAUGCCUGAAAGAGAUGUCUUUGCUUGGACUACAAUGGUUUCUGGUCUUGUGCGGGUCGGUGAUAUGAGUUCUGCUGGGAGAUUGUUUGAUAUGAUGCCUGAUAGGAAUUUAGCUACUUGGAAUACUUUGAUUGAUGGGUAUGCAAGAUUGAGAGAAGUUGAUGUGGCGGAGUUGUUGUUUAAUCAAAUGCCAGCAAGAGAUAUUAUUUCAUGGACUACAAUGAUCAAUUGUUAUUCUCAGAAUAAGAGAUUUAGAGAAGCAUUGGGGGUUUUUAAUGAGAUGGCAAAACAUGGGAUCAGCCCAGAUGAAGUGACCAUGGCAACUGUGAUUUCAGCUUGUGCUCAUCUUGGAGCCCUUGACUUAGGGAAGGAAAUACAUUACUACAUUAUGCAGCAUGGAUUUAACCUUGAUGUCUACAUAGGUUCGGCAUUGAUUGAUAUGUAUGCUAAGUGUGGGAGUCUAGAUAGGUCCCUUUUGAUGUUCUUCAAGUUGCGAGAGAAGAACUUGUUCUGUUGGAAUUCAGUGAUUGAAGGGCUUGCUGUUCAUGGAUAUGCAGAAGAAGCACUGGCAAUGUUUGACAAGAUGGAGAGGGAGAAAAUUAAGCCAAAUGGGGUUACAUUUGUAAGUGUUUUAAGUGCCUGCAAUCAUGCAGGACUUAUUGAAGAAGGUCGUAAGAGGUUUGCGAGUAUGACACGAGAUCAUUCCAUCCCUCCUGGAGUUGAACAUUAUGGAUGCAUGGUUGAUCUCUUGAGCAAAGCUGGCUUGCUUGAAGAAGCACUGCAAUUGAUAAGAACAAUGAAGUUGGAACCUAAUGCUGUUAUUUGGGGUGCGUUGCUAAGUGGAUGUAAGCUUCACAGGAACUUGGAGAUUGCUCAGGUUGCUGCUAAUAAAUUGAUGGUUUUGGAGCCUGGCAACAGUGGAUAUUACACUCUUUUGGUUAACAUGAAUGCUGAAGUUAACAGAUGGGGCGAGGCUGCAAAGAUCAGGUUAACCAUGAAGGAGCAGGGGGUAGAAAAAAGAUGCCCUGGGUCCAGUUGGAUCGAGAUGGAAAGUCAAGUUCAUCAAUUUGCGGCAUCUGAUAAAUCUCAUGCAGCUUCUGAUGAGAUUUACUCGUUGCUGGCUGAAUUAGAUGGGCAGAUGAAGCUAGCGGGCUACGUACCUGAACUAUGGUCUGUUUUGUAGCAGCGUGGCAUUUAAAGUUCACUGGAUGUUACUGCACGUUUGUUUGGGAUUAAGUGAAGCAGAGACAGUGGAGCAGAGGCGUAGUUCGAUCUCACAUGAAAAAGAUUGUUGAAAAUUCUGUACAGAAAUGUAGAGAUGAUUAUGGGUCACGGAUUGUGCUUAUGGUACUAAGGGAUGAGGCCACAGAGACAAGGGUGACUGUUAUGAAAUAACGGGUGGAAAAAGAAGUCCUGCGAAAUGUCCCUGUUAACCCUGGCUGUUUCGGUGCCAACACUGAGGCCUCCAUCUUGUGGACAUGGUAUCAAAGAAGCGGAUGUGACAGAAGGCAUCUGCUUUACAGAAGGACAUUCUAUGGUGCGUUGUACAUGAUAGCAUUAGCAGCUGGUUCUGGUGGAACCAAGCCUAAUGCAUCCACCAUGGGACUGAUAAAUUUGAUGAUUUUUAACCUAAAGAAGACCAAAAGCUAUCAUUCUUUAAUUGGUGGAUGUUUAACAUUUUUUUGGUGCCAUUUUCUCAAGCACCUUCUUGGGGUACAUACAAGAUGAUGCGAGUUGAGCCCUUGGCUAUGCCCUUCCAACAAUGGGUGUGGCAGUUUCCAUUAUUGUGUUCUUGGUAAGCACUCCAUUCUACAGAAACAAAUUGCCCCCAGUGAGCCUAUUCACCAGGAUGGAUCAAGUAAUUGUAGCUUCUGUGAGGAAGUGGAAGGUACCCGUCCCAGGUGACCCAAAACAGCUGCAUGAGCUUAGCCUGGAUGAGUACACAGGAUCAGGGAAAUUCGGAAUUGCCUAUACCUCUUCACUUGGAUUCCUUGACAAAGCAGCUGUGGAGAGCGGUUCAAGGUCACUGUGGAUGCUAUUCCCUGUGACCCAAGUUGAAGAAACCAAGCAAAUGAUUAAAGUGCUUCCAGUAUGGGCUGCUACUUUCAUACCUAGCACCAUUUUAGCUCAAGUGCACACCCUGUUCAUCAAACAGGGAACUGUCUUGGACAGGAGCAUGGGACCCCAUUUUGAAAUCCCUCCAGCGUGCCUCGCAGCUUUUGUAACCAUCUCCAUGUUGAUAAGCCUAGCCAUUUAUGACCGUUACUUUGUGCUGAUGGCUAGGCAUUACAUGAAAAGACCGAGAGGAACUACAUUGCUGCAGAGAAUGGGAAUUGGGUUUAUGUUGCAUGUUAUUGUAAUGAUCACAGCCUGCUUAGCAGAAAGGAAGAGGCUUAGUGUGGCAAGAGAACACAACAUAAUUAGUAAAAAUGAGGUAGUUCCUCUCAGUAUAUUUAUUCUACUCCCUCAGUUUGUUUUGAUGGGAGUUGCUGAUAACUUUGUGGAAGCAGCGAAGAUAGAGUUUUUCUAUGACCAAGCACGAGAAGGAAUGAAGAGCCUAGGGAAUUCAUACAUCGCCACCUUCUUGGGAAUCGGGAGUUUCCUUAGUAGUUUUCUCCUAUCAACAGUUUCUAAAAUCACCAAGAAGCAUGCAUAAAGGGUGGAUUUUGGACAACCUACAUAACUCUCGUUUAGACUACUAUUAUGCUUUCCUGGCCAUAUCGAGCUCCCUCAACUUCCUUCUCUGUUUAGUUGCUGCAAGCUUCUUUGUUUAUAACGUGAACGCUGAUACUAAGAGGGAUUUGCAGGUACAAAGGAAAAUUCACUGGUCAAAGCUCAUCAAGACAAUGAAAACUUGAAGGUUGGAUAAAGAUGAUGAACUUAAACCUUCUACUUUGUAUCUGAAGCGAGGGAAGGCAGAAUCUAGUUCUUUGUAAUAUUUAUGUAUGUAUCUUUGUAUGAACGUACGUAUGACAAAGGUUUGAUGAAGAUGAUGAAACGUUCUGUUGUGUUACUUAUUCCAAGUAAAAAUGCCUUCUAUAGGCAAGUAUUAGACCUACAUUAAAAUAAUUUUCAGGUUUCUUUCUUA
Messenger RNA from Populus trichocarpa (black cottonwood), 4102 nucleotides. RefSeq names its product pentatricopeptide repeat-containing protein At1g06143. The transcript has 5 exons. NCBI's taxonomy places the organism in Eukaryota, Viridiplantae, Streptophyta, Magnoliopsida, Malpighiales, Salicaceae. The record is from RefSeq and is a predicted model, not a curated record. Gene Ontology annotation, biological process: RNA modification. The coding region runs from base 518 to 2197 and encodes 559 amino acids. Gene Ontology annotation, molecular function: protein binding; RNA binding.